CGGGAGCGGGAGUUGGGCUUGGGUGAUCUGGAAACCCGAGCAGAAGUGAGACACUUCGGGUUUUGAGAGCAAAACGUGGCUUGUCUUGCUCGUGGGGGCAGCUCCGGCAGUUCCUUGUGGCAGUAUGUGUACAGCUCUAAACUGAGCAUGGAUGAGGAAGAACCCCAUGAAACGUGUGCCUGCAACGGGGAAGGCAAGACCAACUCAGACAAGGUGAUCUCCAAUCAUGUGCGCAUGAAAAAGUGGCAGGCUGCCCCGGAUAUUUUUCAAGACAGGAAACACUUUGUGAAGAAGAAAGCCGUUGAGAAACCAUCAGAAAAUGGACAAGAGAGUCUGCUGAAGCGCGACCUGUUUAAUUCGGUCGUUAUUUACUGCAUCGCUGCAUUUUCCGGCGUCCUGUGGCACCUCCUGUGCUGGAUUCCUCCUCGUCAAUUUUUGUCACUCUGGAGCAAGUGGCUUGCAGGCCGCAAGACUCCAGUGACAAGUCCAGGCUCCAUCCAGGCUGGACAGUUCCGAUGGCACCAGUUUUUCCUUGUGUCUGCCCUUCUCCUAGAAGGCUGCUCUGGUUCCUCCUCACACACCCUCCACUAUUCCUACACCUAUGUGUCAGAGCCCAGCCAGGGGCUGCCCCACUUGAGCAUUGAUGAGUACGUGGAUGACCAACUUGUCGCUCACUAUGACAGCAACACCCAGAGCUAUUUCCCUCGGACCACAUGGAUGGAGGAGCUGAAAGAGGAGGACCCGGACUGGCACUCGUACACCGAUUUAGCCCAGAACGCUGAGGAUGGUUUCAAAAUCAACCUGGUUACCCUGGGGAAUUACUACAACCACAGUGAGGGGUUUCACACCCUUCAUUGGAUGUACGGCUGUGAACUCAGCGAGGACGGGCACAAGAGCGGGUACGACCAGGACGCUUACGAUGGGAGGGACUUCAUCAGCUUUGACAAGGAGACCCUCACCUGGACGGCUGCCAGUGUGGAGGCCCAACGCUCCAAAAGGAAUUUGGAGAAGGAUCCGUCUUUUGCCAAGCACGUAAAACACUACCUGGAGGAAAUCUGCAUUGGGUUGCUGGAGAAGCGCCUGGACCAUGGGAAGGAGGUUCUGCUAAAGAAAGAUCCUCCCGUGGGGAAGGUGACGUGCAUGGCCAAGGCUACUCAUGACGGCGUGGAGACCCUCGUCUGCCGGGCCCACGGCUUCUACCCCAAGGAGAUCGACGCCACCUGGACGAGGGACGGGGAGAACAUGGACCAUGCGACCUUCCGUAAAAGCGUUGCAACCAGUUCAGACGGGACCUACCACACCUGGCUCGGCAUUGAGAUUGACCCCAAGGAGAGGGACCUCUACCAGUGUCACUUGGACCAUGCCGGCCUGCCAGAGCCUCUGGUCUUGGCCUGGGAGGAGCCUGAGGGAUGGCAGGUCACCAUGUGCGUCAUUGGCGGGGUCUUGGCUGCUGUCCUGCUGGUCACUGGGAUCGUCUAUUGGAUCAGAAAGCAGCAAAAGAGAAAGAUCUACAAAGCAGCGUGGGCAUGGUAGCCUGUUGGUGCAUGAGAUGGGACCAGAAGACGUCCACCAAAACUUUUGCUGAGAAAUUACAGUGCUGUCAGGUAUAGGCCUUGUACCUAGUGGUUAGAUUUAUUAGGAAAUGCUUUGGGAAUGUCAGAUGUUCCAAGCAAGCUUAUCUCUGUAAUCAUACGCGGCAUCUGGAGAAGCUGUUAUUGGCGAACCCUAUUCACACACCCCUCUCUGAGCGUUUGCCUUAAGGAUCGUUUCAGAAAAAAAGAGCCUAAAGCUUCCUAAUCAUCGUUCAGCUUUAAGUGUGUUUUGGAGACUCUGUAACCAUUAGGCUUGUCUACCGUGUCAUUUCCUCAAUAAAUGAUUUUACACACAUUAAA
Molecule: messenger RNA, 1892 nt
Organism: Elgaria multicarinata webbii
Lineage: Eukaryota; Metazoa; Chordata; Lepidosauria; Squamata; Anguidae
Product: major histocompatibility complex class I-related gene protein-like
Exons: 9
Coding region: 148-1533 (461 amino acids)
Biological process (GO): immune response
Cellular component (GO): external side of plasma membrane
Source: RefSeq, a predicted model, not a curated record